AUGCUCGAUGUGUUGAUAAUCGGGAGUGGGCCUCACGCCUUGACCCUGGCAAGCCUCCUAUCCAGCUCAGACUCAGAUCUUGGGCAAGAAAUAAAUCCUACCACAUCUUGCAAGGAACCUCCAAAAUUGGAACUAAACAUGGAAACCCAUCACAGACAACACAAAACAAAGAGAAAAGUAACACAUGGAGGCCCAACACCGGAGGGGCAUAUAGCAAAGUCCACGCUAACAGACGGUGCCAUCAAGUCGCCAAUCAGUUUCCAGGUAGUUGACACCUAUGGAGAGUGGACAUCAUUGUGGAGAAGUCAGUUCAUAGCACUCAACAUCCCUCACCUGCGCUCACACACACUGGUGCACACAGACCCCGUCAACAAGAAAGCAUUGCAGGAGUUUGUUUUGAAGCACAAUCGUUCAGCCGAACUUCAUCGUCUUCCAGACCAGAUGUUCAUUCUGGAUGAGAACGCUUUUUUCAAUGACAUGCGACUUGGCAAGAAGGAUAGAAAACGACUGAACAUCAAAUCAACACUCAAGAAGAGUGUGUGCUUUAGUCUGCCAGGAGCAAAACUAAGUGCGGAUUUCUUUAAAGAUCAGGUGGCGAGAUACAACUUGGACAAGGUGCUUGUAAAGGGAAAUGUUACACACAUCACUCCUGUGACUGAAGACAUGGAAACGACUGCAGAACAUAGGACAGACGACAGUGACGGUUUCAGAGUUUUUGCCAAAAAAGGAAGCGGAACGAGAAGGGUGAAGCAUUUCGAAGUCCAAAUUCAAGAUGGCGUCAUGCUAAAAGCUCAACGGGUUGUCAUGGCAACAGGCCCUACUCGGGCCCAGAUGGCAAACAUUCCAUUGUGGGUUACAAAUAUGGAGGAGAAUUAUCCAGAGGGGCGACUGCAACACACUGUGCACCUGAUGCACUAUUUGUCAACUCAGCAAGACACGGAUUAUGAGGGAGAAGGCUCGUGUAUCGUGUGUGAGGCAGGCCAGAGAGUAAUGGUAGUCGGUGGAGGUCUAACCAGUGCUCAUGUGGUCUCAAUUGCACUACAGCAGGGCGCCAGUCAUGUGACAUGGGUCAUGAGGAAACACCUCCAGUUAAAGCAGUUUGAUGUGGGUGAUGUGGAGGGCCUGGUGGGUCGGUAUUCCCACGUGGAGCACGGCAUCAAAAUGGAUGGCCAGGCCCACCUGAGACAGUUCUACAAUGAAAGGAGCGUUCACAAACGGCUGGCUAUGAUUCGACAGGCAAGGAAAGGAGGGGCCGUCACCCCAGAAGCCUACAUCCACCUAAAGCCUUUUAUUUUGAAAGGGCAGGUGGUUGUGAAGUCAUACAGUCAGGUGAAUGAAGCCAGCUGGUGCUAUAAGAAGCAGGCCUGGAGCUUGUCCCUCAGCAAUGGAGAACACUGGACAGGAGAUAUGAUUUGGUUGGCCACUGGAUGUAAACUUGAUGUGCAACAAGACCCUUUGCUUUCUGAAGUGAUGAAAAAAUUCCCUAUCCAGGUGCUGGAUGGCUGGCCUUGUAUUUCCGAGAGUUUACAGUGGGCAGACGGGUGCCCACUCUACCUGAUGGGGCAGUACACUGCUCUUCAAAUCGGACCUCAUGCAGUAAACCUGGCAGGUGGACAGGCAGCUAGUAUGAGAAUAGCCAAGGACAUCCAGCGUCAUCACAACAAAAACACCAUAGACGCAACUGAACCGAGUGCAGGGAGAUGCACAACUGAAGAAUAUAUUCAACAAAUGCAAGGUCUUUUAUGGCUCUAA
Messenger RNA from Doryrhamphus excisus (bluestripe pipefish), 1752 nucleotides. The record is from RefSeq and is a predicted model, not a curated record. NCBI's taxonomy places the organism in Eukaryota, Metazoa, Chordata, Actinopteri, Syngnathiformes, Syngnathidae.